CGGCGGCGGCGGCGGCGGUCCUGAGUUUUGUCUCCCAGGCCGUCGGGGCGCGCGCGGGUGUCCCGGGUGUCCCAGGUGUCCCGCCGUCUCCCUCCUUCCCGCAGGACUCGCCCCUCCUGGCCCUGGGCCCCAACGGUGCCCGCCUGCCCGGCGGUCGGUCAGCGCAAAGGGCACGGCUUCCUCUGCUUCUCCGGACCACUUAGUCUCAACCCGGGUGUGUUUCCACUUCUAGAGAAUGAAAUAUGACUGACGACUCUCAGAGAAACUUUCGUUCAGUAUAUUAUGAGAAAGUGGGGUUUCGUGGAGUUGAAGAAAAGAAAUCAUUAGAAAUUCUCCUGAAAGAUGACCGUCUGGAUACAGAGAAACUUUGUACUUUUAGUCAGAGGUUCCCUCUCCCAUCCAUGUACCGUGCAUUGGUAUGGAAGGUGCUUCUAGGAAUACUGCCUCCACACCAUGAGUCCCAUGCCAAGGUGAUGAUGUAUCGUAAGGAGCAGUACUCGGAUGUCCUUCAUGCCCUGAAAGUCGUUCGCUUUGUUAGUGAUGCCACACCUCAGGCUGAAGUCUAUCUCCGCAUGUAUCAGCUGGAGUCUGGGAAGUUACCUCGAAGUCCCUCUUUUCCACUGGAGCCAGAAGAUGAAGUAUUUCUUGCUAUAGCUAAAGCCAUGGAGGAAAUGGUGGAAGACAGCAUCGACUGUUACUGGAUCACCCGACGCUUUGUGAACCAAUUAAAUACCAAGUACCGGGAUUCUUUACCCCAGUUGCCAAAAGCGUUUGAACAAUACUUGAAUCUGGAAGAUGGCAGACUGCUGACUCAUCUGAAGAUGUGUUCUGCGGCGCCCAAACUUCCUUAUGAUCUCUGGUUCAAGAGGUGCUUUGCGGGAUGUUUGCCUGAAUCCAGUUUACAGAGGGUUUGGGAUAAAGUUGUGAGUGGAUCCUGUAAGAUCCUAGUUUUUGUAGCUGUCGAAAUUUUAUUAACCUUUAAAAUAAAAGUUAUGGCACUGAACAGUGCAGAGAAGAUAACAAAGUUUCUGGAAAAUAUUCCCCAGGACAGCUCAGACGCGAUCGUGAGCAAGGCCAUUGACUUGUGGCACAAACACUGUGGAACCCCGGUCCACUCAAGCUGAACGCACCUGCUGGCUGUGGACCGUCUGCCAGGCCCACCCUGAGUGUUGUGUUCUUGGCAUGUGAUCUGGGAAACUGAUUGAACAAUACACUUUUCUUGCUCUGGUGCUCAAAGUGGUUUUUUUUUUUUUCCCCAAUAAAAUUAUUUAAUUGAAAUGCCUGGUGUUGCUGCGUUGGGGAGCAGCAUCUUGCAGUGACAUAGAAAUGUAAAGUUCAUCUCUGAAUAGCAUUUCAAAAGGGUUGUUAGAAAAUAGCUUCUCGAUUUUAAAGCGGUUUAGUCAGGGCGAGUGAGUGUGUUAAGCAGCAAUGCGUAAGUAAGCCUGCCCUGCCUCUAAUUGGCACCAAACUAGUUACUUUUAAGGUCUAUUUGUAGAAUAAGAGUGACUUCCUUUUGUUGACACCUCAGAUUUGGCUUUUGUUGAUGCAGUGCGUGUUUAAAUAUAAGCCAACUGCCUUCUGAGGCUUCAUCUUGCUAAGCAGGCUUUAAAAAAUUCCUUAUUCUUUUUUCUCUUUGGGCCAGUUGGAAUGAAACCAUUAUUGAACAAAACGUGUUUGAAUUGCUCCUAGGAGCAAGUACUUGUUGGAUAUUUUGCUGCACUCCUGUUUUACUUGAUGGGGCGUUAAAUGUGGGAUGUUAGGGAGCACUGUCCCACACACUAAAGACGUGAGAGAAAUGGCCAGUGAAGGUGAACAGCUCAUCACCCCAGGCCAGCUUGUGCCGCGUAAAUGGCGUGGCCACUCUUCACUGGCUAGUUCCCGGCUUUGGGAGUAGUGAGUGAAAGGGGACCCUUUGUUUCACACCGCUUCAGCCUUCAGACCUGCAAGAGCCUGAGUGGUAAGUUGGAUUUUCCACCCACCCCCUAAAAGAGGAGGGCAGCUAUGAAGUUAUAGAGGUACAAUUCUGAGAAUUCAGGCCCUCCCUAGUGUGUGAAA
Molecule: messenger RNA, 2055 nt
Organism: Chlorocebus sabaeus (green monkey)
Lineage: Eukaryota; Metazoa; Chordata; Mammalia; Primates; Cercopithecidae
Gene: TBC1D7
Product: TBC1 domain family member 7
Biological process (GO): negative regulation of TOR signaling; activation of GTPase activity
Molecular function (GO): GTPase activator activity
Source: RefSeq, a predicted model, not a curated record